AUGUCUUACGGCGGCAACGACGACUCCAACUACGGUUCCUCCCGCAGGGACAACGAGGACAGCUACGGCACCUCGGGCACCACGGGCUACAGCUCCUCCGCCACCCGCCGCAACGACGACGACAACGACAACAGCUUCGGCUCUUCCACCACCCGCCGUGACAACGAGGAUUCGUACGGCUCCUCUACCACUCGUCGCGACAACGACACCUUCGACUCGUAUGGCUCCUCCGGCCUAGGCCGUAGCGGCAACGACUCGACAUACAGCUCAUCGCGCGGCGACAAUGACAACACCUACGGCUCUUCUACCACCCGUCGUGACAACGAUGCUUCGGACUCGUACGGCUCCACCCGUCGCGACAACGACACCUCGGACUCGUACGGCUCCUCCACCACCCGCCGUAACAACGACAACGACAACGACGACUCGUACGGCUCUUCUCGCAAGACCGGCUCCUCGGCCUUCGACUCCACCUCGUCCAACCUCGCCGGCGCCGACUCGCUCUCCUACAACGCCUCAGAGAACAAGGGCCGUACCUACGAUAACGACGAGUCAUCGUACGGCACCACCACCACUGGCAGCCGCCGUGACAACGACACCUCGGACUCGUACGGCUCCUCCACCCGCCGUGACAACGACACCUCGGACUCGUACGGCUCCUCCACCCGCCGUGACAACGACACCUCGGACUCGUACGACUCUUCUACUCGCCGUGACAACGACACUUCGGACUCGUACGGCUCCUCCACCCGUCGCGACAACGACACCUCGGACUCGUACGGCUCCUCCACCACCCGCCGUAACAACGACAACGACGACUCUUACGGCAACAGCGGGGACAGGAAGGGCGACAGCACGGUCGGCAAGAUCCUCGAGAAGGCCGGCGACCUCCUCAACAGCGACAAGCUCGGGUCCAAGGGCCAGGCCAAGCGCGAGAAGGCUGGGUUCGGCAACGACGACAACGAGUACUAG
Messenger RNA from Colletotrichum higginsianum IMI 349063, 972 nucleotides. RefSeq names its product Mold-specific protein MS95. The transcript has 2 exons. The record is from RefSeq and is a predicted model, not a curated record. Lineage: Eukaryota; Fungi; Ascomycota; Sordariomycetes; Glomerellales; Glomerellaceae. The coding region runs from base 1 to 972 and encodes 323 amino acids.